GUUUUUAUGAAUUCGGUUCUUGAGCUUAAUAUCUACUUGGUCGAUUCACAGCGGGACAUCGUCAAUGCCAACGCAACACUGUUAAAAAAAAAUAAACAUUUGCAAGAGUAAAACAUUUUGCAACAUUUUUCGCCGCAUGCUGUUGUCGACUAUUAUAGAAAUAAUCUUGUAAAUUACGACGACCAUGAAGAAAACCGCUUUAUUGUUAUGCGUAUUUGUUAGUUGUUCGGUUGGAAAUGUUAUGUUAAAUACUCGAGGCCUUAAAGAAUGUUGCAAUAAAAGUCAUUCGUCGCUUUGCAAGUUAAAUUGCCGAGAGGUUGCAAUUUUUUCAACUAAAAAACCAGCUUAUUUCAGACGUCGUUUGCAAAAGUUAGCAAACUCGUGCACCCGUUCUGAGGAUAAGUUUUGGAAAGAAUUCGUUCUUACUGAUUUUUGGAAACAAUUUCGUAAGGAAGCUAAAGUGCACAGGCAAGAUGUUGCUCAUGAUGUUUGCUGUAAUGAAGCAGUUCAUCCAGCAUGUGAAAUUCAAUGCCGCACUCUUUCAACAAAAAACAGAAAAAGGUUGGAAAAUGAAAAUUGUGGUGCUAUUAGAGAGCCUCGUUUAGCGCAGUGUAUUUACAGAAUAAAAGCUGCAGAAAAUUGUUGUAUGUCAUCAUUGAAUGAAGAAUGCAAACAAAUUUGUAUUCAGCAUUUUAGCAACCCUAGAUCUGAUAUUGUGUCACUGCAUAAUGAAAUGGGUCACAAAUGUGGUAUCAAAUCAAAAGAAUUCACAUGUGCAUUUGAACAUUCAGAGUACAAGAGUUCUAUUGGAGAUUUAGAAACAUGCUGCAGUUUAGGCGAGAAAAAGGAAUGCGUUCAGGGAUGCAAAAAAGCAGUUGGUCAAUAUUAUGAUAUUAAUGUUAUGUUUGGUACCUUGUCUACCCAUUGUGGUCCAUUUAAUGUAGAAUCACCUUUUUAUGGUUGUGUUAUUCAAAGUUUACCAAUUUCUACUCCAACAUUAAAUCAAAACAACAAUUUGGAAAUUUUAGAAAAUGAUGAAGUUAUGCCAAAUAGAGGUCUUGUUCAGUUUCAAAAGCCUUGCUGUUCCAGAGGAAAGAGUUUAAGAUGUAGAAACUGGUGUGAAAAGGCUAUCAACAGCCCAGCAUUAAUGGGACUGUGGGAUACUAUGUAUCUUGAAUGUAUCCAGAAUCCUAAAGAAGCUGAACUCUCUAAAUGUAUGUCUGAUGUAUUAGAGUCAUGUGAGUUAGGUUGCAAACCUGAAAUGCAGUUUUGCACAAACAUGAAUAACAGACAAUUGGAUCUUUUUCGCCGGUGUAACAGCUAUGGAGAUAGCUCAGCUAGAAAGUUACUAACUUUUUGGUCAGUUGGUGUGGUCUAUAUAUUUGAUUAUAGCCUUGUUUUUAAAGAUAUAAAUACAUGUCAGCCAGAACUUUUUAAGGCAUUGGCUUGCUUGCUUGCAGUUAGACCAUGUGAUUAUCAAGUCUCUCAAAUACAAGUUUGCAGAGCUGAUUGUGAAGAUAUGUUAAGCACAUGUCUAAAUUUUGAGCAGAGCAGUCCUAAUCUAGAUGUGCAAAAAGUGUGUGCUGCUAUGUUACCAAAUGGAAAUCAAUCAAACUGCUUAUCUGUGCACUCGUAUGUAGACACCCCUAGUUUGAACAACAAGAAUCCUGUAUCUAUUUCUGCACGUGAUCCUGUUGAGAUGCCCUGUCAUGGAAAUCCUUGUGGCUUAGGCGAGGUGUGUCUCAUCAAUCAACAUUGUAAUGAUCAUCAAUCCAAUAUUCCUUGCAAACUCUAUUCCUGUGUUCAAGGUUGUGCAGUUGGCGAUGAAAGCAAACUUCUUAUUCCUGUUGGCCAUUUAGCUAAGCUAACUGUUGAAAAUGAUGAUAAAGAAUGCUAUCAAGUAUGUGAAUGUCUUGCUGGAUUGUCUAAAACAUCAAAACUUGCUUAUUUUGGCAACUGUAAGGAGUUUGGAUGUAACUUAAAAAGAUCAUGUAGAGUAAAUAACAGAACAUGGUUAAGCGGUGAAACGUUUACAGAUGAAUGUAAUGAUUGCAUCUGCAGUGAUGGUGAUGUAAUUUGUACAAACCGUCGUUGUUUAGAUUCUAUGCUAUUAGGAAAUACGUCCAAGAAGGCAUCAUGGUUUGUCAGAAUUCAUUUGCGAUUGUGAUUCGGUUUACAAUCCUGUUUGUGCUCAAAAUGGAAUGACUUAUCCAAAUUCUUGUUAUGCAAGAUGUCGAUGCAAUAACGAUCCUUUGCAUGUUGGUGAUUGUCAGGCAAAUGAUCCAUGUGAUCCAAACCCAUGUUCACCAGAUUUAGUUUGUGUUGUAAAAAGAAAUACUUGUUUAACUGUUGGACCUCCUUGUCCUCAAUAUAGCUGUCUUACAAAUGCUACAGGAACAUUUUUUGAAGAAAUGGAACUAUGUCAAAAAAGUAUUGAAUAUGUUUGUGGUCGUGAUGGUGUUACUUAUAAAAAUCAAUGUGAAAUGAACUUAGCAGGAACAACUAUUGAUUAUUUUGGAAGUUGUUUACCUGUUGAUGUUCGAGCUUCUCAAGAUCGCUGCAAAAAUGUUAUCUGUCCGAAAAUCCAUUCAAGUUGUACAACAGUUAUGGUUGUUGGAUCUUGUUGCUCAUUUUGUGGUUCAUUUUUACGUUUGUUGUACAGUCAACCAGAAGUCAUUCUACAUCGGAAUUAUAUUCGCUAUAAUGCUAUAACAGUUGUCGAAAUCAUUACUAACUUACGGCUGUUACUUAAAGCAAGUGCUUGCAACUUACAUGGUCAUCUCACAGUUGAAGGAGAUAUACUUGUUAUGUUUUCAUCCACUGAAGUUUCGCAGCGCUUGCUUCACAUCUGUACGUUUGAAGCUCAAAGAUUUAACAAAUACAUAAACGAAAAAAAUCCAAAGAUAACAUCAAACUAUUUCUUGUCAGUGCUUAAAUCUUCUAGAAUAAAAAGCGCAACUUGGAGCGCGGAAACAAAUUCAGCUGUUCUGAUAAGUAGAAAAUAUUGGCAUUUCAUUUUACUAGCUAUAGUUUCAAUUAUUUUUAACAGGUAGCUCUUAAACAAAUCAAAAUAGAUAUUAUUUAUACAGGGAAUUUCAUUAUAGGUGUUUUUAUACUAGUUUUUUAAUUUGUUUUUUUUUUAAAAAAAAAGAUGUAUUUUCUCCCAGCUUGCGUUUGUUUGCGUUUAUUUUUGUUAAUUUUUCAAAAACUAGAAUAACCUCUUAAAUUAGCAAGAAUUUUUUUUAAGUUUUCUACAAUUAUACAGUUUUAUACUCCAGCAGGUGUUAUCGUUAAUUUGUUAAAGGAUUUCUGUGAAAAAAAAAGGAAAAACUAAAAGUGUAAAUAUUGUACAUAUUUUUAUAUUUAGUGUAGAUAAGUUUUAUGUAUAUAAAGUGCAAUGAAAAAUUUAAAAGUAGUUUUUA
Molecule: messenger RNA, 3422 nt
Organism: Hydra vulgaris (swiftwater hydra)
Lineage: Eukaryota; Metazoa; Cnidaria; Hydrozoa; Anthoathecata; Hydridae
Source: RefSeq, a predicted model, not a curated record